GCUAACAUUGGGCGCAAUAAGCCAAAAUGGCCGCCGCUACCGUCGCUGUCCUGCCCGCUGUUCCUCCUACAGGAGACCAAAAUAGAGAAAGAUGCUUAGAAGAUUAUCGCAAAAAGUUAACGGAACACAAGGAAAUCGAAAGCAGGCUCAAAGAAAUGCGGGAACAGAUUAAGGAAUUAAAUAAACAGUACGAAAAAUCGGAAAAUGACCUGAAAGCUCUGCAGAGUGUUGGUCAGAUUGUUGGCGAGGUUCUGAAACAGCUCACGGAGGAAAAAUUCAUCGUAAAGGCGACAAACGGACCGAGAUACGUCGUCGGAUGUCGUCGUCAACUCGACAAGGCAAAGUUAAAGCCGGGCACUCGUGUUGCUCUGGAUAUGACGACGCUCACAAUCAUGAGGUACCUGCCUCGUGAAGUGGACCCGCUGGUGUACAACAUGUCCCACGAAGAUCCUGGCGAUAUAUCUUACUCCAUGAUCGGCGGUCUCGGCGAACAGAUCCGCGAACUCCGAGAGGUGAUUGAAUUGCCGCUGUUAAACCCCGAGCUGUUCCAGCGUGUGGGCAUCACCCCUCCUAAAGGAUGUCUCCUCUACGGCCCCCCAGGAACUGGGAAAACCCUACUGGCUCGGGCCGUGGCCAGCCAGAUUGAGGCUAAUUUCCUCAAGGUGGUGUCCAGUGCCAUCGUGGACAAGUACAUCGGCGAGAGUGCCCGACUCAUCCGCGAGAUGUUCAACUACGCUCGCGAUCAUCAGCCCUGCGUCAUCUUCAUGGACGAGAUUGACGCUAUUGGCGGACGCCGUUUCUCGGAAGGAACGUCAGCGGACAGAGAAAUCCAGCGGACACUCAUGGAACUCCUGAACCAGAUGGACGGCUUUGACUCCUUGGGUCAAGUGAAGAUCAUCAUGGCUACGAACCGGCCGGACACCCUGGACCCGGCCUUGUUGAGGCCAGGUCGUCUCGACAGGAAAAUUGAAAUCCCGUUGCCCAACGAACAAGCUAGGCUGGAGAUUCUAAAGAUCCAUGCCGCUCCCAUAACGAAACACGGAGAUGUCGAUUGGGAAGCCGUCGUGAAGCUCUCCGACGGAUUCAACGGGGCGGACCUCCGGAACGUCUGCACCGAAGCAGGAAUGUUUGCCAUACGUGCCGAGAGGGAAUACGUGGUGGAGGAAGACUUCAUGAAGGCAGUUCGAAAAGUGGCCGAUAACAAGAAAUUGGAGUCCAAGCUGGAUUACAAGCCAGUCUAAUCCUUUUUUUUUUCUUAACGUGUUUUUUUUUUUAAAGCAGUACUAAUAAAUCUCAACUUCACUUUC
Molecule: messenger RNA, 1307 nt
Organism: Ornithodoros turicata
Lineage: Eukaryota; Metazoa; Arthropoda; Arachnida; Ixodida; Argasidae
Gene: Rpt4
Product: 26S proteasome regulatory subunit 10B
Exons: 12
Coding region: 27-1241 (404 amino acids)
Biological process (GO): positive regulation of RNA polymerase II transcription preinitiation complex assembly
Cellular component (GO): cytosolic proteasome complex; proteasome regulatory particle, base subcomplex
Molecular function (GO): proteasome-activating activity; ATP binding; ATP hydrolysis activity
Source: RefSeq, a predicted model, not a curated record